AUGUUUAAGUCACUUUUCAUCGCUACCCUCGUUUACAUCGCAUAUGCGGCGAGCGUGCCAUCAGCAAGAGGAUCAGGUUGCACACCUUUCCACACUGUAUUCACAUCCUCCGAGGUCUCCGCCUCAGAUUCCGCGCCCUUUGUCGCCAUCAGCCCGCAAGGAUCUUUCUCUGCCGGUGAGGAAGGCCUGCGGCUCUUCCUCGACCGGCCGACCGGAAAGAUAUCUACGACAGACGGCAUCAAUGACAAGGUUGCCGACGGCGCGACCAUUAACUCGACGUUCACUCUUCUACAUGGCAAAGUGACAUUUGAGUUAGCCGCCCCUUCCAUACCGGGAGUAGUCACCGCCGUCAUUCUCAUUGCGGACCCAGCUCACGAUGAAAUCGACAUUGAACUUCUGGGAGGCGAUGCGUCUAAUUUCCAAACAAAUAUAUUCGUGCCCCAACCAGAGGACCACAACGACGAACUCUAUGGCGUGUUCUCCAGCGUGCAAAGUGUAGCAUCCGAUGGCGGGUCCUCGACUAUAGAAGAAAUGCACAGCUACGCGGUAGACUGGACCGCGGAACAGAUAGUCUGGAGCGUUGACGGAAAGGAUGUCAUGACCAUCAACCGAGAUGAUACGCAAAAGAAUGGGGUCCUGCACUUCCCUUCUCAUCCGGCGAGAAUACAGCUUGGGAUUUGGGAUGCAAGCAACCCCAUAGGCACCUCAGAGUGGGGCAAGGGUCCUAUCGCAUGGGACGUUGUGCCAGGCCGGAUCGCAGCGGUGGUGAAGAGUAUCCGUGUCGAAUGCUGA
Molecule: messenger RNA, 792 nt
Organism: Punctularia strigosozonata HHB-11173 SS5
Lineage: Eukaryota; Fungi; Basidiomycota; Agaricomycetes; Corticiales; Punctulariaceae
Product: glycoside hydrolase family 16 protein
Exons: 4
Coding region: 1-792 (263 amino acids)
Biological process (GO): carbohydrate metabolic process; fungal-type cell wall organization
Cellular component (GO): fungal-type cell wall
Molecular function (GO): hydrolase activity, hydrolyzing O-glycosyl compounds; glycosyltransferase activity
Source: RefSeq, a predicted model, not a curated record